CUUAACGACAAACGAGAUGGUAAUCCGGCAGCACUGGACAGGGAGGAAGUCGGAGGUGGACGAUAGCCAUGGUUGCUAUGAGCGUUCAAAGAAUAACUGGACAGCCGUAGCACUCCAGUCUUUCUCCCGAGCGAGGCAGCUUACACGAUACUGGAUUGUCGACACCACCACUCCGCCACAUCGAGUAACCACAGGAGAGGAGACUACGACUGGGAGAGAGGCAGAGUUAUGAUCUGCCUUACCGGAUACAGAGUGGGAGCUGCAGCUUCGCAAGUACGAGGCGAAGGCUACAGCAAAGGCAGAAGAGCGGCAACGUAUGAUCGGUGAGGAGACGGGGGUCGAUUUUGAGUCUGUGCAUCUAGCAGGGUUGGACAUGGCUGAGCUUCGAAGGGCCGCUCAGCCAGGUCUGACUCCAAGGGAACUGGCCAGGCUAGGAUGGGCAGCAAAGAGAGGCCGAGAAGAGGAGGAGGCGAUGUUUGUGCGACUGGGCCAGAGCUUCGACCGGACGAUUUCUCGAUGCGAGCAGCGGAUCGGGCAGGUCCCCGUCGAGACGCUCUGCUGGUUGGCGAGCCGGGAUCCAGGACGUCCAGCUCCACAACCGUUCGAGCUAAAGCAGGAGGCUCGGACAAGAGAGAGGUAUCGCGCGUACUGGAGACAGUAUCUCUGCUACUGUGUCCGAGCGUAUCGUCUUGGCCGGUCAGAAGCGAGGACGAAGCGCCAUAUUCGACUAAGCGAUGCGCAGUGGCUAGCUCUUGUGAAUCUAGUCGACGCGCUUAGCAGCAGCGCAAGUAACAGAGGGGGAGGGCUUGUAGUUCCCGGGAACAUGGAGCGGGAUGAGGACUUAGAUGCACGGGUCUUCACAUUUUGCAUCUCGUCACUCAAACAACAGGUCAUAGUGGACCAAUUCAAGAACCCGCUUCUGCACUUUACUGCCGUGUUGGCUAUUGACCCCGCACGGGCAAAAUGGAGGGCUCCCGGCGAGUUCACGGGAACACUAGCCGGGCUGGCGUGGUGUAGUCGCGUGCUACUACUUGAUGGUGGGUCGUUGGCUUGACAUUCCAUCCUCAGGCACCACAUCCUCGCCAUGCGGUCCGCAUCGGACUCGGGGACAUUGAGCCGGAAUGGAAAAUGAAGUCUUAUUGGUCAAACUUUUGAUC
Molecule: messenger RNA, 1157 nt
Organism: Microdochium trichocladiopsis
Lineage: Eukaryota; Fungi; Ascomycota; Sordariomycetes; Xylariales; Microdochiaceae
Exons: 2
Coding region: 317-1054 (245 amino acids)
Source: RefSeq, a predicted model, not a curated record